AAGAGGAGGAGGCAGCAAUUUUACCACAAGAGACAGCCAGGCUGGCUUUUCUUCUCUCAGCCAGCCCAAUGACCUUCUUCCUUUUUGCUGACCACUCCCCGGGGCUGGCCUCGCUGCUGCUCACAAACAGCCAGCUGGAUAGCUCUGUGGGAGCAACUCAGAAGCUCUUCCUCAGGCCUCUAGCUGGGUGCUGCCCGGCACUUCACCAGAGGGAAAGCGCUCUUGGGAGAGCUUGACAGGUGCAGAAUCUCAGCCAUGUUGGCCUUCCUGUUCUGCGGCCUGUUACUGGCAGCCUGCAGCUCUGUCACCUGGACCAUGUCAGAUCCCCGGCACUCCGACGACAUCGACUUAGCAGACUUGCUUGACCAGGAUGAGAAGACAGACAGACUUGACCUGGUUCAGAAGACAGACAGACUUGACCUGGUUGAGAAGAUAGGCGACACGCAUGCCAAAGUACUGGAGAUCUGGAUGGAGCUGGGACGACGACAGAAAGUGGAUGCCACCGAGAUGCACGCAGUCUGCAGGGUACAGCCAUCAGCCACACUGCCACCCGAUCAGCCUCAGAUCACUGGUUUGGUCCUCUUCAGGCAGCUGGGGCCCGGCUCCAGGCUUGAGGCCUACUUCAAUCUGGAGGGCUUCCCAGCCGAGCAGAACGCCUCCAACCGCGCCAUCCACGUGCAUGAGUUCGGGGACCUGAGCCAGGGCUGCGAUUCCACGGGAGCGCACUACAACCCGCUGGAUGUGCAGCACCCGCAGCACCCGGGCGACUUUGGCAACUUCGCGGUACGCAACGGUCACCUCUGGAAGCACCGCGCCGGCCUGACCGCGUCGCUGGCUGGACCGCACUCGAUCUUGGGUCGAGCUGUGGUGGUCCACGCCGGCGAAGACGACCUGGGUAAAGGUGGCAACCAGGCCAGCCUGCAGAACGGCAACGCGGGUCGCCGGCUCGCCUGCUGCGUGGUAGGCACGAGCAGCUCCGCCGCCUGGGAGAGCCAGACAAAGGAGCGCAAGAAGCGGCGGCGGGAGAGUGAGUGCAAGACCACUUAAGCAUCACUCAGGGUCUCCGAGCCCAACCGCUGCACGCAUAGAUGCCUUCAUGCGCCUCUAGACGCCUCCAGUCACCCCAGAGGCCUCCGGACGGUCCUAGACAAAGGCCUCCCAGACACCUCAGUCGCCUCUGCGCUCCCCACAAGCUUCCAUGCACGCCAGACACCUCUGUAUGGCCCCAGAUGCCUCCACGACGAACCUCCUCAGACCCCUCUGCGCGCCCCCAGACACCGUUCCUCUGUGUCCAGGACACCUUGAGUAACCCAGAAAUCCUUUCACGCCCUAUGCACUUCCACAGACCCAGAACUCAUUUGUGUGGUAUUCCAGAUCCACCUGAGCCCCUUUGUGUCCCAAGACAAUCCCACAAGCCUCCUAGUCUUUGAGUCUGCUCUCAGAGAACCCUCCUCCUUUCCCCCAGAGAUCGAAUGUGCUCAGAUACUCUCCUACUGAGGACCUCCCCAGUUAGCACCUUGGGGUGGACUGAAAUAUGGCCCACCCCACUUCCUCCUGCCCUCUUUCGUUUUCUUCCUGUCCCCUAGCACCAGAGACUCCUCUCUUCCCUAGAGAUCUCUUUUUUUCUUCCCUUUGUUCCUCCAAGGCGCUCUGGGACCACUCUGACACCACCCCCAAGAUUCUGUGUUCCUGAUCACCUCCUGCGGGGGCUCCAGGUUCUGUUUUCAUCUGUUUCCCAUAUGGUGCCUGCACCCCAGGGAGAGCAGCUCCUUCGAGAGAGAGUAUUUGGGAACCUUUAUGUUGCUCAUUAAAAACAUAGCGAUUCAGUCCUGCA
Molecule: messenger RNA, 1834 nt
Organism: Mastomys coucha (southern multimammate mouse)
Lineage: Eukaryota; Metazoa; Chordata; Mammalia; Rodentia; Muridae
Gene: Sod3
Product: superoxide dismutase 3
Exons: 2
Coding region: 256-1047 (263 amino acids)
Biological process (GO): removal of superoxide radicals
Molecular function (GO): superoxide dismutase activity; copper ion binding
Source: RefSeq, a predicted model, not a curated record